AUGACUGUGCUGGACAUCCCCGACAACGGGCUGGCUCUCCGGUCCAAGGGCCAGCCGGGGGAGCCCGCGACCACGCGAGCCCAGUUCAUGCGGCUGGCCCUCGCCCAGAGCACGCUGGACGAUCUCAUCAGUAGCAUGCAGAAGGGCCAAUCGGCCAAGGUUCGUCUGGGAAAACAUCCCUCGCUCCAGUUCAACGGCAAGACCGAAUCCUUCCACGCCUACCCCGAAACACACCGCUCUGAGAUCUACGAGACUUCGUCCGAUAAACGGACCCUUUAUUUUGCAGGCGUCCUCAGCCACAGCUUGGAGAUCGCAAAGGCCAAGGAGGAUACGGAAGAUGUCGACCGGGCCUUGGAAACGCUACAGGCGGGACUGAGUGCCCAUGAGCGGGAGAAGGAGGCCAAACAAUCGUACCUGGUGUCCAACCCGGACGAGCUGAAGGCGCUGGCCAAGGUCAACAAAGGCAACCGAAUGUCAGUUCGGUCGGGAGGGCCGAGAGACAAAUCUCGCCGACUCGGAGUAACUCACAUUGGAAAUGGAAGCCUACACCCAAGUCCCAAACUAGGUGCCCCCGAAUCGCCCGCCCUCGCUCCAACGUCCGCGCCUUCCCAGUCCAAAGCCGACCGGCGUCUCGAGGCCCUCAAAACUCCGUUCAUUCACUUGCUCGCCGUCCGCGCCGUCUCCUCCCAGUAUCUAGCCCGUCUCACGCACACCUCCCAAGACGAGUGCAACACCCUCGCCAAGAAGUUCGGGACGGAGAACCGCCUCAACCGAGAGAAGUUCGACCUAAAAGAUAAGACCUACAAGGACCUCGACGUCUGGAAGUUCCCGUACCCGACCGAGGAAGAUCGGGAAAACGCCAUCCAGAACGCCAUCUCGGCCUUUGACCGCAUGCGAAUCUCCCGCACCGACAAGCUCUGGCAGUCACUGCUCCCGAAGGAAGAACGCGGAAAAGGAAAGUGCCUCUCCCGCCUCAACCUGCACAUCACACCCGCCAUGCCUACCACCAAGAAGACCACCGGCACGAGUACCACCCCACGCAUCCAGGUGGAUGGGGCCGAGGAUCGCGCGGAGGAAAUCGAUCGCGCCAAGGGAUCGGGUGUGACUUCUCGACUGACUCGGAAGCCGCGAACCGAGAAGGAUGGAACGAAGAAGCAGGUGAAGGGCAAGAGUGCCGACAACAGCACGCUGACGGGCCGAAUCACCAAGAAGACCACCGGCAAGGCCGCCCCGCCCAAGACCGAUUCCAAGUUCAAGUCUGCCGAGUUCGUUCACUCCUCAGACGAGGAUGAUGAUGAGAUGCCCGAUGCUCCUUCACCUCUCCCCGAAUCCACCUCUAGCUCGCGUCCCAAGGAAAACAAGCCCGCUACGGCUUCGGCUUCAACUUCGACUUUGGCUUCGACCAAGAAACCUCAACCUCUGACCAAAACUCAACCGGCAAAGAAUACGGCUCCUGCAUCUUCCAAGGCCUCCAAGGCCCCGGCACCCGCACACAAACUCGAGUCUUCUCAUGCUACUCCGGCUUCCAAGCGACCGGCCUCUCGCACCUCCACCUCGCCCCAGAAGCCUUCUCCUCUCGGAUACUCUCCUCCCGCAGCUGCUUCCGGUGGUUCUCAGGGCCGCAGCCGCUCUGACAGCCAGAACCAGUCAUCCGGCUCCUCUUCUUCUUCGCCUCUGAUCUCUCAACUUGCUCGCAACAACAAGGCUACCGGUACUGCCGCACGCCCGCAAAAGCCCGUUGCACCGGCCAAUGGCGUCAGCAAGCCAGCUCCUACCAAGUCUUCAGCUCUGCCCACGACGUCAGUCAAAACGGCACCUGCGAAGCUUUCCUCCAAGCCCGUCCCCGCCAAGCCUACCUCCACCAAACCUACUUCUUCAACCUCUGCGGCUGCGCGUCCCAAGCCCACUCGGCCCGACCCUACGCCCGCCAAGAACGUCGACAAUGCCUUGUCUAACGCUAAUCCCCGCAAGCGCAAGGCAGAGCCCGAUGUGGGCUCCGAGUCUGACCGCGAUGGCCACCCUAUCAUCACUGGAAAUCUGGAGCACAAGCGACGUCGUGCUGUUAGUACCUCAAGCGGUAGUACCGGUAGUGCUUCUCCUUCCAUGACUCAGGAGGUUCUUCGCAAGCGACUGCUGGACAAGUCGGAGAAGUUCAAGGAGUAUUACGCCAAAUACUCGGCUCUGCAUCAGGUUCUGGCCGGUCAGGCCAACCCUCCUGCCAAGGACGUGGACAAGUUGGAGAAGCAGCACAAGCGGCUGCAGCAGAUGAAGCAGGAGAUCUGGGAUGAGAACCGACGUCUUCGUGAGGAAGGCGUCAUCUCUUGA
This is a messenger RNA of Penicillium argentinense, 2325 nucleotides long. RefSeq lists its product as uncharacterized. The record is from RefSeq and is a predicted model, not a curated record. The transcript is spliced from 2 exons. The coding region runs from base 1 to 2325 and encodes 774 amino acids. Lineage: Eukaryota; Fungi; Ascomycota; Eurotiomycetes; Eurotiales; Aspergillaceae.